AUGAAUGUCAACGAAGGAAAAGCUAGCAGCAGCUACACACAAGGACGAGGAAAUCGUGGUGGUUAUCGUGGAAGAUAUAGAGGAGGACGAGGAACUCGUGGACGUGGUGGUCGAUCACAUAGCACCGAUCAAAUGAGUGAAAGCAAUCCAACAUCAGGUCGUGGACGAGGAUUCAGAGGCCGAGGUAGGGGCAGAUAUCAACAAGGAAGUAAAUUCCAGUACUGCGGCAACAAGCAUAUGCAAGGUUUUCCAGAAUGGCGAAGGGUGAGAAACAAAGAACUUGAUAGUCGAUGUGCUCUUGAAGAUGAUGAUGCACCAUUCAAUUAUGGGAUCUACACACGAGCUAUAGAAUCUGAGAUUACUUCAUCCAGCAUCUUUUUCCCGAGAUUCUGUUUCUGUCUCUGGUGGGGUUUGCAGAAUCUAAGUACACUUGGUCAGGGCCUUGAAACCAGCACAUAUUCAGGAGAGGUUCUCUUUUCCAUAGCAAUAGCCAUCUUUGGGCUUAUCCUUAUGGCACUUUUGAUCGGAAACAUGCAGAUGAUUUUAGGUAAUGUUGCAUAUUACUCCCCUUGCGUGGACCAACAAAAUUCUGGCUCUGAUUCUGAAUUCUGUUUUCUAAGUUAUGAGCAUGAUUCUCAAAACUGCCAGAAAUGGCUGAAAGUUAAUUGUCAAACCUACCUUCAGUCUCUUACGGUUCGUCUUGAGGAAAUGAGGAUCAAAAGGCGUGACUCCGAGUUAUGGAUGCAUCAUCGUGCACUUCCUGAGGAUCUCAAGGAGAGAGUUCGGCGCUAUGACCAAUACAAAUGGAUGGAGACUCGUGGAGUUGAUGAAGAGAACUUAGUCCAGAGUUUACCAAAAGAUCUGAGGAGGGACAUUAAGCGACAUCUCUGUUUGAAUCUGGUCCGAAGGGUUCCUUUGUUUGCCAAUAUGGAUGAGAGGUUACUUGAUGCAAUCUGUGAACGACUCAAACCAAGUCUAUACACAGAAUACACUUACAUAGUCCGUGAAGGGGAUCCGGUAAACGAGAUGCUUUUCGUCAUACGUGGUCGCCUCGAAAGUGUGACGACAGAUGGUGGGAGGAGCGGUUUUUUUAACAGGGGUUUGCUGAAAGAGGGGGAUUUUUGUGGUGAGGAGCUUUUGACUUGGGCGCUUGACCCCAAAGCUAGUUCCAACUUACCAUUGUCUACUCGAACAGUCAUGGCUUUAACAGAGGUGGAGGCUUUUGCUUUAGAAGCUGAAGAGCUGAAAUUCGUUUCGAGUCAGUUCAGGCGCCUCCAUAGUAGGCAGGUUCAGCACACCUUCCGGUUCUACUCACAGCAAUGGCGGACUUGGGCUGCCUGCUUCAUCCAAACCGCAUGGCGUAAGCAUGUGAAAAGGAAAGAAGCGGGACUUCGACGUAAGGAAGAGGAGGAGGAGAAUCUAGACUAUAUUUAUGAUGAUCAGCAGGCCUUAAUUGAUCAAACUGAUAGCACUGCAGAAUCCCACAGCCUUCGUGCAACUGUAUUUGCAUCUCGGUUUGCAGCUAAUAUUCGCGAACAAAAGGGUAAAGGCUCGACUAGUUCAAAGAGCUUGCUCAAGGUUUCGAAGCCGAAAGAUCCUGAUUUCUACGAUCUUGACUCAUAA
This is a messenger RNA of Hibiscus syriacus, 1623 nucleotides long. RefSeq names its product putative cyclic nucleotide-gated ion channel 8. Gene Ontology annotation, molecular function: protein binding; monoatomic ion channel activity. Gene Ontology annotation, cellular component: membrane. Lineage: Eukaryota; Viridiplantae; Streptophyta; Magnoliopsida; Malvales; Malvaceae. The coding region runs from base 1 to 1623 and encodes 540 amino acids. The transcript is spliced from 6 exons. The record is from RefSeq and is a predicted model, not a curated record. Gene Ontology annotation, biological process: transmembrane transport; monoatomic ion transport.